AUGAAGCGGAAAGCAGAAAAGCAGCAAAGCUCUGUCCCUCGCUCGGCAGUCAGUGCGAUUGCUGCACGUCGAGCUCGCCAACAGGAGCAGGAGCAGCAACAGCAAGACCAGUCUUCCCAGCGCGAUGCACCAGAUGUGGAUAGAGAAACGGAAUAUUCAGUCAAGAGAGUGCGAUCAUCGCCAACUCGAGAACGAACAGAAAAUAACCGCCCAGCUAUCUCAGAGGACCUGACAUUCGAGCCGAGCAGUAUCGACGACACAGAAGCACUCGGAAAUGAGUCUAGCGAAAACGAAGAGGCAAUAAUUGGUGAUCAAGUUAUCGAGGAGGGCAGCCAAUAUGCCGAAAACGAUGAAGACGACGAAACUUCUUCGCGCCUAGCUGCUAGCACCGAAAACUUCACGCUCUCAAAGCACAAACUACGCAAAAGUGAUGUCGUCUAUAGUGACGAGCAUAUGCUAUGUGUGCGACUUAGGGAACACACGGUACGAAUUCGGAUAAUUGAUGGAUUGAUUGAUUGUAUAUACGAUAUUUGGGUCAAGAGAGGUGUGAUAAGCGUGAUGGGCGCAAAAUUGCAUCCCUCUCCUAACACGUAUCGGGUAUACGCACCGUCCACUCAUUCACUUCCUGUGAUCAAAUGUGUAUCCGGUGUCGAGGGCUAUGCAGAGGUUGAAUUACAGUCAUGUUCGAGCAAUCUAUGUCGCCUUAAAAACCUAUCACCUCAUUAUGCACGAAUCUGGAACAGUACUGAAACAGUCGGAGACUGUACAACACUCCGUGGAAACUCAUAUAAAAGAUCAUUCUCAAUAGUCUUGCUAUGUGGUCCAAAGGGUACUGGAAAGUCUACCUUUGGACGCUAUUUGCUAAAUCAUCUUUUGACACCAGCGCCUCCAAUAGGGAAAGGGUUUGACGACUUAGAUGGAGUUGCCUUCCUCGACCUUGACCCAGGGCAACCCGAAUUUGCACCCAUGGGCAAUAUAUACCUUGCACAUCUGCGCGAGCCUUGUUUUGGACCACCCUUCUCUCACUCGAAUUUAGAAGGCUCUCGCCAUGGAAAGAUUGUCCGGUGCCAUCAUAUCGGAGCUACAUCUCCGAAAGAAGACCCAGACAACUACGCGUUGGCUAUAAUGAACCUCUUAGAUCAGUACCAGGUGUUACUAGCAACAUACCCACGAUGCCCUCUCAUUAUCAAUUUUCCAGGGUGGAUAUUUGGGUUGGGAUUGGAGGUUGCAACUUGGCUAAUACGAUCAGUGGGACUUUCGGAUGUUGUAUAUAUGAGUGAAAAAGGUCCUCGAGAGGUAGCCGAGCCAUUGAGCCAAGCUGCUUCAGAAGCUCAGGUUACUUUCACAGCUUUGCCUUCUCAGCCGGUUGACCUGGUUACCCGGUCAAGUGCGCAGUUGCGAUCAAUGCAGAUGCAAUCAUACUUCCAUAUGACGCAGCCCGAAGGAUCACAGAAUCCAUUUUGGUCUGACUCGCCUCUUAUACACAGCAAACCAAUUUGUGUCAGCUAUACAGGUUCUCAGCCCGGUAUCUCUGGAAUCAUGGUAUUGGGAAACCACUAUAGCCCUAGCGUUCUACGAGACAUAACAGAAGGAUCAAUAGUGGCGGUAGUUGCGAUUGAAAACGCCAAUGCCAUUCCGGGCGCUUCAGAGAUCGAGGUCAAACCAGAUGGCAACAUUCACGCGGCGGAUGGGGACAUCAACACCAUGGAUGAGGACGAAACAUCGGAGUCUCAAAACACGCAACAGACAAAGAAGAUGCUUGGUAAGAGUAUUGUCCGCUGUCCAGACAGCGGCCUUCCAUAUCUGUUCUGUGGUGCAGGCAGUAAUACACCACUAUGCCCAAAAGCAUCUCGUUCCCUGGGCCUUGCCCUCGUGCGUUCAGUCGAGGUAUCUUCGCAUACAUUGGAGCUGGUUAGCCCCGUGCCGAGUUCUUUCAUCCAUGAAGCUAUCAACCAAGGACAAAGCCUUGUGCUCGUGCGAGGAAUGAUUGAUAGUCCCGAUUGGACAUUUACGGAGGAAUAUUACGCUGCGCGCAACGCUGAGCAAGACUAUAUCAUGUCUAUUUCUCACACUAAGAAAAAACGUGGAGAGGAGAUCGGCGGACUCAAGGAAGAAGACGACGAUAAGAAAAGACAACAAAAUGAACAUCUACGAAGACUACAGGAACGUGUUCGGCGCGCAAGUAAAAUGCCAUACUUGAAUGUCAUUGAAGAAGCUAGCGUUCUGCAUUAUCAGGAAACUAGGCAAGAGUACGGGACGUGGAAACUACGAAAAAAGGCUUAUACACACGACGGCGAUAUCGAGUGA
This is a messenger RNA of Talaromyces atroroseus, 2307 nucleotides long. Its product is annotated as Polynucleotide 5'-hydroxyl-kinase grc3. Gene Ontology annotation, cellular component: nucleus. The record is from RefSeq and is a predicted model, not a curated record. The coding region runs from base 1 to 2307 and encodes 768 amino acids. The transcript has 5 exons. Lineage: Eukaryota; Fungi; Ascomycota; Eurotiomycetes; Eurotiales; Trichocomaceae. Gene Ontology annotation, biological process: cleavage in ITS2 between 5.8S rRNA and LSU-rRNA of tricistronic rRNA transcript (SSU-rRNA, 5.8S rRNA, LSU-rRNA). Gene Ontology annotation, molecular function: polynucleotide 5'-hydroxyl-kinase activity.